This is a messenger RNA of Sorex araneus (European shrew), 927 nucleotides long. RefSeq names its product olfactory receptor 4K15-like. The record is from RefSeq and is a predicted model, not a curated record. The coding region runs from base 1 to 927 and encodes 308 amino acids. Gene Ontology annotation, biological process: G protein-coupled receptor signaling pathway. Gene Ontology annotation, molecular function: olfactory receptor activity; G protein-coupled receptor activity. The transcript has a single exon. Gene Ontology annotation, cellular component: membrane. Lineage: Eukaryota; Metazoa; Chordata; Mammalia; Eulipotyphla; Soricidae.
AUGGACCAACGAAACAAAUCAGGAGUGACUGAAUUUGUAUUGAAUAGUCUUUCAGGUUCUCGAGAGCUCCAGCUUUUCUAUUUUGUCUUUUUUACUCUUUUCUAUUUAUCCAUUGUGUUGGGGAACUGCCUUAUUGUGCUCACUGUCAUCUCUGAAUCUGCAUUACACACGCCCAUGUACUUCCUACUCAGCAAUCUCUCCUUCAUUGAUGUGUGUUUAUCCACCUUUGCCACCCCUAAAAUGAUUGUUGACUUCCUCAUGGAGCACAAGACCAUCUCGUUUGAGGGAUGCAUGGCUCAGAUAUUCUUCCUGCAUGUCUUUGCAGGUGGUGAAAUGAUGCUACUGGUGGCUAUGGCAUAUGACAGGUAUGUAGCCAUAUGUCGACCCCUGCACUAUGCGACCAUCAUGAAUGUGCGUAAGUGCACAGGUCUGGUGGCAGGCUCCUGGAUCAUUGGGAUUCUGCAUUCACUAAGUCAGUUGUCCUUCACUGUGAAUCUUCCAUUCUGUGGCCCUAAUAAAGUGGACAGUUUUUUCUGUGAUCUCCCCCUUGUUAUCAAACUUGCCUGUACGGAAACCUUUACUCUUGAAGUACUUAUGCUUUCAGACAGUGGUCUAAUGGCUACGAGCUCCUUUGUGCUCUUGUUGAUAUCCUAUACAGUCAUCCUAGUUACUGUUCGACGUCGAUCUUCAACAGGCAUGGCCAAAGCUAGGGCCACUCUGACGGCGCACAUCACUGUGGUAACCUUAUUCUUCGGUCCCUGCAUCUUCAUUUAUGCCUGGCCCUUUAGUGACUUCCCAGUGGAUAAGGUUCUCUCAAUAUUUUAUACGGUUUUCACACCUCUCUUAAACCCCUUGAUCUACACCUUAAGAAAUAAGGAGGUUAUAUCAGCAAUGAAAAAAUUAAGGAGUCGACAAGUAAAUACUUAA